Molecule: messenger RNA, 867 nt
Organism: Rhizophagus irregularis DAOM 181602=DAOM 197198
Lineage: Eukaryota; Fungi; Glomeromycota; Glomeromycetes; Glomerales; Glomeraceae
Biological process (GO): protein phosphorylation; signal transduction
Cellular component (GO): cytoplasm
Molecular function (GO): protein kinase activity; ATP binding
Source: RefSeq, a predicted model, not a curated record
AUUUCUGAUCUAGGUUUUUGCCGACCUGUUAAUGAAUCCGAUAAAAGUAAAGUCUAUGGCGUUACUCCAUAUAUUGCUCCAGAAGUUUUAAGGCACCAACCUUAUACUCAAGCAAGCGAUAUUUAUUCUUUUGGUGUAAUAGCAUAUGAAUUAUUUUGGAGUAAAUCUCCUUAUUAUGAUAAAUCGCAUGAUGAAUUCUUGGCUAUAGAAAUCUGUAAAGGCUUACGGCCUAAUCUAGAUGAUCUAAAAUUCCCUCAAGUGUUUAAAAACUUAAUUCGACAAUGUUGGAAUGCUGAUCCAGCAAAGCGUCCAACAUCUGAUAAAUUAGAAAAGACUUUAAGAGAUUGGCAAAAAGAUACCGAAUUUCUUCUUAAACUUCAAGAAAUUUCUCAAGAUUUCACUUACAAAUCCCAUCCAACUGCUAUUACAACUAGUAAGUUAAUAAACACCAAAGAGAUUAAUAGACAAUUAAACAGUUUAGACCUUUUAGGAAUUAAUGUUUCAAAACUUGAUUUUGAGGAAAAUAAGAAAAUAACUAGUUGCGAAGCAGAAAUAACAGAAAAUAACACUGCAAACAUCAUUUCUAGUCUAGUUUAUAAAUUAGAAAGCGAAGAAAUCUCUCCCAUUGAAGACAAAACAUUGACUCAAAUUUCACCGAUGAACUAGUUCAAUCCUGAACCGAGUUAAAUUUCACUUAUAAAGAUUGAAUCAACACCGAUUAAUAUUCGUUUGAUAUACUGUAUUUGAUUAAGGAAAUAUCUAGAGAGAUCUAAAGCGAAAUCAAAUUAACUGUCGAAGACAUUAAAUAGCUAAAAUUAAGUUGUUGGGACCGAUAAUGAAUAAGUACUGUAAGGGUGCUGUCAUUAC